ACGGGCGUUUGUGAGCCCUCACCCGUGUCCCGGGCUGUGCGGAGGGCGGGAGGGAGUAGGCCGCAGGCUGCCCCCGCUGCCCCGAACCUGUCCCCGCCGGCCGGGCUGGGCAGGGCCGUGGCGGCCCUCAGCCUCAGCAAAAUAUUUCCUGUUGUGCACACCAAACAAGUCAGUCCAAGACUAAUGACGUGGCAUCGGCUGCUAAAAUAUUGGCUGCUAGUAUCAGUGGAGAGAAGUGGUGCGCCUGCGCAGAAGGCAGGUAACCAUGUGCGACCGAAAGGCGGUGAUCAAAAAUGCCGAUAUGUCGGAGGAGAUGCAACAGGACUCCGUGGAAUGUGCUACUCAGGCAUUGGAGAAAUACAACAUAGAAAAGGAUAUCGCGGCCCAUAUUAAGAAGGAGUUUGACAAGAAGUACAACCCCACCUGGCACUGCAUCGUGGGGAGGAACUUCGGUAGUUACGUGACACAUGAAACCAAACACUUCAUCUACUUCUACCUGGGCCAAGUGGCCAUUCUUCUGUUCAAAUCUGGUUAAAAGCAUGGACUGUCCCACACACCCAGUGAUCCAUCCAAAAAUAAGGAUUGCAGCCUAAAUUCCAAAUUCCAGAGACUGAAAACCUUCAGCCUUGCCUAAAGGAACACCUUGAUCUUGAACCUUUAUUGUGUUGUUUUGUACAGGGUAUUCUCUGUACUCAUUUGUUGUUAUAAAACAAUUAGCAAAGAAGCUUACAUUUGUAUUUAUUUUCUAUUCCAUACCUCUCUGCCCCAUGUUUUUUCUCCUCAAAAUCCCUUCCUUUCCCAAAAUAAAACUUGUCGGAGAA
Molecule: messenger RNA, 821 nt
Organism: Eptesicus fuscus (big brown bat)
Lineage: Eukaryota; Metazoa; Chordata; Mammalia; Chiroptera; Vespertilionidae
Gene: DYNLL1
Product: dynein light chain LC8-type 1
Exons: 4
Coding region: 266-535 (89 amino acids)
Biological process (GO): cilium assembly; microtubule-based process
Cellular component (GO): cytoplasmic dynein complex
Molecular function (GO): dynein light intermediate chain binding; dynein intermediate chain binding
Source: RefSeq, a predicted model, not a curated record